AUGAGACGUCUGCUGAGCUGGGGCAUGAAUGCCCCUAAAGUAAUCCGGACUACACUGCUGGCCGUCGCCCCUCUUAAGUUAAAAAACACAUCUCUUCUGCUGUGCACCUCUACUUUCCAGGGAGACAGCAUUUGUAAUGGGACACACAGCAAAACGGCGCUGCUGUCAGAUCCACAGCUGUUUGAAGACCAGUUUCAGGAGCUGGUGAAGGAGCUUUCAGAGGGGGACCUCACCGAUCCUGCGCUGGCUGAUGCUCUGAGCAGGCUGAGAGAGGUUUUGGUUUACAAUUCCCCUGGAGGCAAGAGGAACAGAGGCCUGUCUGUGAUUGGCUCACUGAGGGAACUUCUCCCUCCCAGUCAGCUCACACAGGACACAGUGCAGCGGGCUCUGUUGGUUGGUUGGUGCGUUGAGUUGCUUCAGGCGUUUUUUCUCGUAGCGGAUGAUAUCAUGGAUGCAUCUGUGACUCGGAGAGGACAGCCCUGCUGGUACAAGAAGGAUGGAAUAGGUCUGAAUGCCAUCAAUGAUUCGUUUCUCUUGGAAGGGUCAAUCUACAGACUGCUUCGCAGACAUUGCAGGGAUCAGCCCUACUACGUCCACCUUCUGGAGCUUUUUACUGAGACAUCUUUCCAGACGGAGCUCGGCCAAGCUCUGGACCUUAUGACAUCUCCCCCGGGUCAGAUUGACCUCAGUAGAUUCACCAUGGAGAGGUAUAAAGCUAUUGUGAAAUACAAGACUGCCUUUUACUCUUUUUACCUCCCGGUGGCAGCUGCAAUGUACAUGGCAGGAAUCAAAAGCGAAGAGGAACACAAUAAUGCCAAACACAUCUUACUUGAGAUGGGAGAGUUCUUUCAAAUACAAGAUGACUACUUAGACUGUUACGGAGACCCUGCUGUGACAGGAAAGAUUGGUACAGACAUCCAGGAUAACAAAUGCAGCUGGCUGGUAGUGAAGGCUUUGGAAAUUAUGACUCCUGAGCAGAGAGCAGAGCUGGAGGCAUGUUACGCACACCAUGAUGAUGCUAGUGUGGAAAAGGUCAAAGCACUGUACAACACCCUUCAAAUGCCCACACUGUACCAAAGAUAUGAAGAAGAGAGCUACCAGCGGCUACAGAAACUCAUCACUUGUCACGCUCAAAACCUUCCUCACUCAGUCUUCCUCAACUUUGCCAAGAAAAUCUACAAGAGGAAUAAGUGAGAGGGAACAUCAGCCUGGUUCCCUUUUGACUUUUAUCGUGAACCCAAGAUCAACUCCUCUCCCUUUUUUAUUUAUUUUUUUUAAUAGCGGGUUUGCCAGCAGCAAGCCUGUGACACCCAACAGCAUGACCUCGAACAGGACUGUGAUAUUUAGAAAUCAGUUUUCUUAAUUUUGAAAUGAUUUAUAGAUAUUUGGUUGUGCAUGUCAUCAAACAGCCUGUUAUCUAUUUAUUGAACCCAGUGCAUAAUGUACACUUCCUCAGUACAUGCCUGCCAUAUGCCUGACAUUUCUCUAUCGGAGAAUGCCAUUGAUAUGAGAACGACACUGAAAUCAGUCACACGUGGUUUGGUCUAGAUUUCAUAUUUGUCUGCCCUGAGGAAUGCACGGCAGGGUGAAGGUACAAAUCAAAUCAGAUAGUCACAGUUUUGAUUUUGUAAGAAUAGAUGUAGAAAUUGAUUAGGGACUAAAGGGGGACAGCAUAUAUAACAGUAGAUGUACCCUGAUUGAUGACAUACUGUUAAACCUGGUCAGCCCUCUAAUUCCAUAUAAUUUUAUAUUGAUGCUAUCAAGUCUGUACUGGCCUGAAUGUUAUUGCUUUUAAUAAAUAAUUUAUGACCAGU
Micropterus salmoides (largemouth bass) is the source of this 1814-nucleotide messenger RNA. It is a transcript of the gene fdps, whose product is annotated as farnesyl diphosphate synthase (farnesyl pyrophosphate synthetase, dimethylallyltranstransferase, geranyltranstransferase). NCBI's taxonomy places the organism in Eukaryota, Metazoa, Chordata, Actinopteri, Centrarchiformes, Centrarchidae. The transcript is spliced from 9 exons. Gene Ontology annotation, cellular component: cytoplasm. Bases 1 to 1194 code for a protein of 397 amino acids. Gene Ontology annotation, biological process: trans, trans-farnesyl diphosphate biosynthetic process. The record is from RefSeq and is a predicted model, not a curated record. Gene Ontology annotation, molecular function: (2E,6E)-farnesyl diphosphate synthase activity; dimethylallyltranstransferase activity.